Chara braunii is the source of this 687-nucleotide messenger RNA. Lineage: Eukaryota; Viridiplantae; Streptophyta; Charophyceae; Charales; Characeae. The record is from the annotation of a GenBank genome assembly.
CCCGGUUUCCAGCAGGUGACGCUCCCCACCAAUAGAUGGAGCCUCUCCCCAGGUGCUAGUGGUGUCUGCUCUUAUCAACACCACUCACACUAGUGGAGGAAUUUGUUAAAAAAAAAAAAAAAAAAAACGGGGGAGGAGGAGGCCAUGGCGAUGAAGAACGACGACGAGAAAGACAAAGAGAAGGACGAGGAGGAGGAGGAGGAGGAGGAGGAGGAGGAGGGCCCGACGGGGGUGAAGGAGGAAGAGGUGGCGGCGACGGCGGUGGCAGCGGGGGAGGAGGUGGCCCCGACGGUGGUGGAGGAGGAGAUGACGUUGGGACAGGGAUUUGCGGGACGAGGAGGAAGAAGAGGAAGCGGGGGAGUAGGAGGCCGUGGCAAUGGAGAAGGACGAGGAGAAAGACGAAGAGGAGGAUGACAACAAAGAAGGAGGAGGAGGAGGCGAAGGAGGAGGACGAGGAGGCCCCGACAGGGGUGAAGGAGGAAGAGGCUGCGGCAGCGGCGGUGGCAGUGGGGGAGGAGGUGGGGGAGGAGAGACGACGAGGAUGGGGAGGAGAAUGAGUAGGAGGAGGCCCAGACCAUGGUGGAGGAGGAGGAGUAGUGGGAGGGGGCCGAAGUGAUUGGCCACCCGAUCACUCCACUGACCCUCCCCGCUCUUUUUUCAAUCAAUCAAUCAAUCAACCACCCAACC